Messenger RNA from Saprolegnia diclina VS20, 3013 nucleotides. RefSeq lists its product as hypothetical. Gene Ontology annotation, biological process: lipid oxidation. Gene Ontology annotation, molecular function: heme binding; iron ion binding; monooxygenase activity. NCBI's taxonomy places the organism in Eukaryota, Oomycota, Saprolegniomycetes, Saprolegniales, Saprolegniaceae. The transcript has a single exon. The record is from RefSeq and is a predicted model, not a curated record. Bases 25 to 2940 code for a protein of 971 amino acids.
CUCGGACGCCACUCGCACGCCUCGAUGGUCUCACUACCGCUGCUCGUCAUUGUGAUCGUGGGCCAAGUUGCCGGCGCACCGCAAGGCCUCGGCAGUGUCCUGCAAGGUGUCAUCAACGACGUCAAGCACUCGGUUGCCGGCGUCCGCUACGUAUUUGAAAGUCUUGUCGACGCUGAGCCUGUCACAGGUUUUUGCUCGCCCGAAGCUCUUCGCGCCUUCGACGACGCACUCGCAUCCGGCGCCCUCGAGCGUCGCACGGCAUAUCCCACUGGCAUUUUGGAGCUCACGGGUCCCACGCUGUCAACGAUUGACGGACCCGCGUUCUUAAAGCGCCAAGACGCGUUCCUCAACGCCCUCUCUGGCGCAGCGCUCUCUACGUACCAGCCACGCAUCCAACGGCGCAUCCAGGAAGACCAUGCGACGUGGGCAGCCCGGGGUAGCACCUUCUCGCUCGCGCUCUACGCCAAAACCUCGACGUUCAAAGUCUUCUUGGAUGUAGUCUACGGCAUUGACGACCCUGAGAAAUACACGGGCCACCGUGCACAACUCGACGAAUAUCUCUUUUACUUGAGCAAGACGAGCAGCCGCGCCCCGUCCGACGCCGCCAAGAUUCGCGAGCACCUCCUCGCGGCGAUUGUACGCCCGGCCAUUGCAUCGAGCUUGGCUCGCGUUCGCAGCGGCGCGCCGCUGACGUGCGUCCUUGACACUGUCGUGGCGCAGGGUACUGUCUCCGAGGCCGACUUGGCCCUUGAAAGCUUUCAGCUCUUGGCGAUGGGCCUGCCGGGGCUCGAAGGUCUCGUCGUGCACACGAUCACGGCCAUGGUGAGCCUCGACGACGUCCGCGGCCAAAUGGCGACGGCACGGGACGCAUACACGGCCAAGUACCCCGGCGGCGCAUUUUGGAGCCAUCUCGACGACCUCGACGCCGUCAACCAGUACGUGAACGAAGUGCAGCGCGUCUGCGGUGCCAGCCCGCGUCACACGUUUGCCCGUGCGACCAAGGACUUCUCGGUUCCUAGCGGCAGCGGCGCGACGGUCGCUGUGCCCAAGAACCGCCUCACAGUGGUGCUGCUCGACUGCAUCAACAACGACCCCAAGCGGUGGCCGUCGCCAGAACAGUUUCAACCGGCGCGCUUUGCGGCGGCCAACACGUCAGCCUAUGGAUUUGCACCGUUUGCGAUCGACGACCUCGUGCACCGAGCCGAGGGGCGCCGCGAAGGGCUCUCGCGCCUCAUUUUGCAGUCGCACGUGGUCUCGCUGCUUGACUUUGUCGCAGUCAUGGCGCCGCUGCAGUCGUUCGCACUGGGCGACGGCGUGAACCCACUGCCAAUCGACUUGCUCACCACCGUGAGCUUCCGCUACGUUCCGGGCGUCGUCCAAGGUGACAUAGACGCGUGGCGCCGGCUGCAUCAUCCCAGCGCCAAGCUCUACAACGGGUCGCUUGAGAACCCUUUGCUGGCGGCGUCGGACAAGCGUCUCGACUUUUGGACGCACUCUAUGAUCCAGCUCUUCAACGUCCGGUUUGAGACGUGGGUGACGCCAACGGCCGCGGCAUCCAUCAAGGUGCCGACAACACAAAAGAAUCUACCGAAACGCACGCUCUACGGCACGUCGAUCCAGAUUCCCACCGAGGACGAAGACGUUGCGAUCCCCAAGGUCAUUCUCGAAAGCGCCAAGCUCCUCCAGGACACGGCGCCGUUUGUCGACAACUUUGACGCCAAGUGGGCGCCUGGCGAAGACAUGGAGGGUUGCGUCCUGAGCAAAGUCGGUCGCAUGUGGCCCCGCGUCCGUGUGCACUGGGACGACCGGUACUCGGACCGCGCGCUCGAGCUCCUCGUCUUCAACGGUCUCGGUCAGCACAUGGUGCAGAAGCUCGCCACCGCGCACGACGACGGCUCGUACUACACGGUGGCGACGAACUAUUUGGCGUCGAUCGAAGUUCGCACCGGGUACGCGAUCACGGGGGCCGACGCCUUCUUUGACAAAAACGGCAAAGUCACCAAGAUCGUUCGACUCGGCAAGACGAUCCGCCCCAUCGAUGCGUCGUGGGAGUACGUCAAAAUGUGCUUUCGCUCGAGCUUGGUGAGCAAAAUCACUGCUGUCGACCACCUCAUUGGCCUCCACGUUACCGUUGGCAACUACAUGACGACGGGGUCCCGCGAGCAGCUGCCACCGACGCACCCGCUCCGUCGCCUCAUCAAACCAUUCACGUUCCGCGCUGUCGCCAUCAACUACGACGCAUCAAUUGCUCUCUUUGCGCCCAAAGGCAUGCUUCACCGCGCAUUCCCGUACACGGAGAAGGGGCUCAAGGACACGUGGGCCAUGGCCCUCAAGAGCCUCACCUUGGAGCCGUUCCCAGUCCAUCUGGCGCGACAACAAGUCGACACGAUCACGCUGCCGUACCACGAAGACGGCGCCGACUACUGGGAGAUCGUGCGUACGUUUGUGAGCGAGUACCUCGACUUGUACUACACGAGCAACGACGACGUGACGCACGACGUGUCGAUUCAAGCGCUGUGGACGUUCCUCAACAAGCAGUUGCCGACGCCACUCGGCGUUCUGAGCUUGGACAACCUCAAGGACGUUGUCGCGCACAGCAUCUUUUUGGUCACGGCCAUGCAUAACCACCUCGGCGGCAUUGCCGAGUACGUCUCGGACCCGGCGUUCUGCCCCGUGUCGUGGGUCGAAGGCGAGCUCUCGGGACGCCCCGGGAACGCUGUGCGGGCCGCUCUCAUCAUGAGCGGCACUGGAUUUCCGCAGCCCAACAUUUUGGAAGACUUUUCCCACGUGCUUUUGGACGACGCUGCCAAGGCCGUCGCCCACCGCUUCACGGCGUCGUUGCAGGCGUUUGUACAUGUCGUCGAGGCGCGCAACGCUCAGCGAAUCCACCCGUAUCAAGCUUUCAACCCCGCGGUCAUGGACAUGGCCAUUGGGAUUUAGAGACAUCACUGUCGUGGGUGUGUCAUGAUGAGUUCAAUAAGACUAAAAUAAAUACGGCUAGCACCAUGUAAAA